AUGUCCUCCGGCAAAGGGGGGCCCAAUAACGGCAGUAACGCACCCGGACCUCCAAAAUGCUGGGCUCAAGCUCUUGCAACCGCGCCGAACCCCAGUGAAUCUGAGGCUGAAGCCGCUGACGAUGGAUUCACGGUAGUUCAGCACGGGCGGAAUCGGAACGGUCGGGGUCGGGGUAUUACCGGCCCUGGUGGUGAUCGUGGGAGGGACCAGAUGGGCGGAUCCCAGUUUGGUGAUACGCGACGCAAUGAACCAAGUAGAGGUCGCGGAGGACCCGGAGGGCGAGGCAAUAGCCACAGCCGUGGAAGCGGUCAGGGGUCGUACCAUCAACGAUCGGACAACAAUCCCCAAUAUAACAACCAAGGUUAUAAUAGGCCAUCCAACGAUCAAGGCAGCCGUGGAGCACACAGGGCGCAGCGUGGUGGAAGGGCUCCUGCUCCGCUAUACAAGGAUAUAAAAACAACUCUUCAACAUGCCCCAUCUCAGGGGAUCGCGGCCCUAGAAAAUAGUAUCAUUGAAAAGAAUCGAGAUAAAUUGGCGGCCAAGCUCGGAAACCUGAAGCUUGCAGAAAACAAGUUGUCACUGCCAAUGAGACCUGGCUAUGGGAAUUGCGGCAAACCCGUGGGCCUUUUCUCGAACUACUUUGAGAUCAGCGGCGUCGAUAAACUUGUUCUCUACGAGUUCAAUGUCCAGCUCCAGGAGAAUAUGUCUCUCCGUAUCAAGCGGCGUUUAUUUACGUUACUGCUGAGAGAAAAGCCACUCUGCGAUGAAUCCGUGGCCACGAAUUACGUGGACAAACUCAUUUGCACGAAGAAGCUCGACCCACAAGUUAUUUUCGUCAAUUAUCACGAAGAAAAUGAAACCCAUACUCAGAACCAUGCGGUUACUCUUCAGUAUAGCCGAACAUACCGGCUCAAUGACUUGCUAGCUGACCUCCAAUCACAUUCUGAGCUGUAUCAAAAGGAGGAAAAGAAUAUGGUGAUUCAGGCGUUAAACAUGACCGUGGCACGAUUUCCGAACAAUACCAGAAGAAUCCAGUACGUUGGCCAGAGCAGACAUUUCUUCCUUGACGUUGGCAACCAGAAUCUCGCACUGGGGCGUGGUCUAGAGGCACGACGAGGGUUUUUCCAUUCUGUCAAGACCUCAACUGGUCGGCUGCUCCUAAAUCUCAACGUAUCAACCGCCGCAUUUUACCGGGCGGGAAAUCUGAAAGACGUUACUGAAGAAGUAGUUCCGAUAACAAAGGCAAUUGGGGACCAGGUGGAAACCGGAAGACUUGAGAGAUUUCUAAAAAAGCUUCGCAUCAAUACCAAACAUGGGAAACGAUCUCAAGUCAGAACUAUCUUUGAAAUCGCAAAGUUGAAAGACGAAUCAGUUGCUAUGCCCUCGCAAGUUAAAUUCUGGUGGGCGCAAGGACAACCUGCGAGACAUAUCACCGUGAGUGACUAUUUCAGAAUGCAGUAUAAUGUACGUCUCGCAGCCCAACAAAUCGUCGUCAAUGUCGGGUCUAGAGACAAACCAUGCUAUCUCCCCGCGGAAUAUUGCUCGAUUCUCGAAGGUCAAGUCGCCCACCAGAAGCUUCAUCCAGAACAAACCAGCAACAUGAUCAAGGUUGCUUGUCGUAAACCCACCGAAAACGCACUGGACAUCUCAAGCAAUGGCUUGAAAUUGAUGGGACUCGACCAAAGAAACGGACCGAAGGAGAAGUUCGGCAUUCAGAUUGCGAAUGAGUUGCUUGCUGUAAAAGGCAUCGUUCUUGAUCCUCCGCAACUAAAAUACAAGUCGAAUUUUAGCCCGGUAACGACUAAUGGAGCCUGGAACUUUUCGGAAUUUUACCUGAAACAACCAGGCGUACUCCCUGGCCGUAACCCCGUUGGAUAUCUUAUUAUUGGGAAUUUGCGAAGCGAUCCGUCCAGAUUUUUGGCGAAAUUGAAGGGCACCCUGUUGGAUUAUAACAUCAACUGGCGAGACGGCCCCCUCAAUUCCAAAAAUACCAUAUGGGUACCGCACGAUAAGAAGCCAAAUGACAAAGACUACGAAAAUGCGUUCCAAGAAUUCCAGAAGCUGGGGACCCCUUUUGUUGUUGCGCUGUUACCAAAGUACGACCAGCAGAUAUACUCGCUUGUGAAACAUCAAGGCGAUAUCAAAACCGGGAUUCCCACUGUGUGUGUCGUGGAAAAGCCCAUCAAAGACAAACAAACCAAUACCAGCUAUGUUGGUUUGAAAGACGAUGAAGGUACCUUGAGGAAUAUCUCCCUGAAAGUCAACCUCAAGCUGGGAGGUAUCAACCACGAGAUCACUAGUCGACAGGAGAUACGCAACAUUAUGCAGACAACGAUGUUUAUUGGUAUUGAUGUCACUCACCCAACCGGAACAGAAUCUCAAUCCGACGCCCCCAGCAUUGCUGCCGUCGUGGCCAAUACCGAUCCAACCCUUUCUCAAUGGCCGGCGAGUAUAACAACUCAGGGACACCGCAAGGAAAUGGUGGAAGAUGACCUCUAUAGCAUGGUGCUUGCACGACUUCGUGUAUGGAAAAAUCAGGAUCUACUACCAGAGCAGAUUCUUGUGUAUCGCGACGGUGUCUCUGAGAGCCAAUACCAAGAAGUCCUUGAUAAAGAGCUUGUUCAAAUCCAGGAAGCAGUGAAGCAGUACUAUAAGACGCGGAGACUCCCAAAGAUUACCCUGCUUAUUGUCGGAAAGAGACAUCAUACUAGAUUCUAUCCGUGGGACCGGUCCAACGCCGAUGGUAAUUCCAACGUCGUUCCUGGCACCGUUGUUGACCGCUACUGCACCAUGGAACGCAACUUUGACUUCUUCAUGGUCUCCCACGCAGGUAUUCAGGGCACCAGCCGUCCGGCUCACUACGUUGUGCUCCACGAUUCCAACAAUUUUAGCGCCAACCAGCUCCAGAGCAUUACCCAUGAUCUCACGUAUGUUUACGGCCGCGCUUCACGGGCGGUUUCCAUCGCGACUCCGGCGUAUUACGCCGAUAUCGUGUGUGAGCGUGGUAGGUGCUACCUGUACUCUGUUUACAAUAACGCUUUGCCCGGGGAGUACUCGGGGAGGAGUGGCUGGAUACGUGGUGUCCAUUCGAAUCUGACAAACACGAUGUUUUAUAUUUGA
Molecule: messenger RNA, 3120 nt
Organism: Uncinocarpus reesii 1704
Lineage: Eukaryota; Fungi; Ascomycota; Eurotiomycetes; Onygenales; Onygenaceae
Exons: 6
Coding region: 1-3120 (1039 amino acids)
Molecular function (GO): protein binding; RNA binding
Source: RefSeq, a predicted model, not a curated record